UGGCUUAAUUAAGGCCCAUAAGGCACGGUGCUUACGGACACGUGUGGGCAAGUGAGUGGAGAGAGAGGAGAGGUGGCUUCGUCACUCUUCGUGAACUCUCCCAUGGCGGUAACAAAAACCCACUGGAAGAGAACAACAGCGACGACGCCUCCGAAAAGAAAACGACGCCGUAUUACCCGAAACGAGGACAAACGAUGGAGCACGUCUGCGAGAGUUUGGGGUUCAAAGGCAAAGUAAUCUGCAAAGUUCACGGCACAGGCUUCGUCGUCAUGUGCGGCUGUGCUCUUCCCGGCGAGCGUUUCCUCGGCCGCAGCACUCGCCGCAAAGGCAGCUACGCCGAGGUGACAAAGAUCAAGACUUUAACUCCACACCGUGACUUAGUAGAAACUCUGUGUGAGUAUGCUUCCUACUGUGGUGGCUGCAAAGCUCAGAACCUCUCCUACGAAGCUCGGCUUAGAGCUAAAGAGGAACAAGUUCAUGAGCUUAUCACGCAUGUCGGAAGGUUCUCUGAUAACAGUCCUGGUCUCGAGACGGUCUUGAAGGCUAUUGUUCCCUGUGAUAUCCAGUUUUGAUUUGCUCUGUGGAGAGAGACAUGAGGAAGCUUCAUCGAUACAAUUGCAAUAGAGGUUUGUUUUACUAAUUCUUCUGAUGCUGUUGCUUCUGUAGAUUAAUAUAGGUUUGCCAAACAGGUUUGUCAUAUAUCUUUGAUCUUUAUGAUGUUCAUAGGAUUGUGGUUGGUUUCGAAUUGAUUGUGAAUCUCAUCUGAAAUGCAUUUAUUGUGAA
Brassica oleracea var. oleracea is the source of this 783-nucleotide messenger RNA. RefSeq lists its product as uncharacterized. The transcript is spliced from 2 exons. The record is from RefSeq and is a predicted model, not a curated record. The coding region runs from base 195 to 572 and encodes 125 amino acids. Gene Ontology annotation, biological process: RNA processing. NCBI's taxonomy places the organism in Eukaryota, Viridiplantae, Streptophyta, Magnoliopsida, Brassicales, Brassicaceae.